Molecule: messenger RNA, 297 nt
Organism: Aspergillus nomiae NRRL 13137
Lineage: Eukaryota; Fungi; Ascomycota; Eurotiomycetes; Eurotiales; Aspergillaceae
Exons: 1
Coding region: 1-297 (98 amino acids)
Biological process (GO): transmembrane transport
Molecular function (GO): transmembrane transporter activity
Source: RefSeq, a predicted model, not a curated record
AUGCCCAUCGGGACGGGGCUAAUCUCCACCUUCCAGGUCGACACCCACGCCCGGAUAUGGAUCGGCUACCAGAUCAUCCUGGGCUUCGGCAUCGGCCUGGGCAUGCAGCAUGCAGUCAUCGCUGUGCAGACAGUGCUGCAGCCGCGCGAUAUCCCUAUCGGCGUCUCGCUGGUCUUCUUCUGCCAGCAACUUGGGUGCACCAUCUUCGUCUCCGUAGGCCAGAAUGUCUUCAACCAGAAGCUAAUUGCUGGGGCUGGCCCAUGUGGUUGCCGAUUUGGAUCCACGGAGCAUUGUUAA